AUGGCAAAUUCUACUCCAGCGCAAAAGGUACAUUAUCAGAGCGCUCGAGAUCGAUUCUGGACGUUGUAUCUCAGUCAGGCCGAGGGCAAAGACCGAGAGAGAUCGGAGCGGUGGAGGGUGGACACCGACGGAAUCCUGAUCUUCACGGGCUUGUUCUCUUCGACUGUGGCCAGCUUUGUCACUGCCAGCUAUUCCACACUUGCUACGGCAGAUAGCGGAAGUGAAACUGUCGCUCUUCUUCGUCAACUCGUUGCGCUCACGCUCACAAAUGGAACUUCGACCGCUGAACUCCUUGUGACACAGAGGGCGGAUAGCCUCUCUACGUCCGAUACCGACGUCUAUAUCAACAUACUGUGGUUUUUGUCUCUUAUCGUCUCCAUCUCUUGUGCGUUGCUUGCUGUCAUGAUGCAACAAUGGGCCAGACAGUAUGCCCAAGACGUGCAGCGGGGUGGAACCCCGAGCGCGCGGGGACCUUUGCAAUCCUUACUGUCUACAGGCAUCGAGAAGUUUAGAAUGGAGAAUGCGAUUGAUAUGAUCAUGGCGCUCGUACACAUUUCUGUUGCGCUGUUUUUCGCCGGAUUGAUCCUACAAUUGAAAUCUCUCAGCGUUGGUGUACUUGGUGCCGUGGCAAACGGAUGCAUUUCCUUUGUUGCGCUGUCAUAUGUGGUCCUCUCGAUUCUACCGUUGACAUACCCAGAAUGCCCAUAUCGCACACCGCUCACAGGAGCUGCACGACUUGUCGCCACGUUGCUCCUCACUACCUUUUGCGGCUCAGUCACUACCAUGUCAUCCGUCUGGGACAACGCGAUUGAUCAUGCGCAUAUGAAAGUAACCCCUCGACUUCUCCACCGAACUCGACUCUCACGAGAUAUGCUGCGGAGCGAUAGAGCAACGGUACUCAAGGGUCUGACGAACACGUUGAGCUCGAGGACUUUCUUCAACGUGAUCAACUGUAUGUGGAAGAACGUCAACAGCGAGUUUGAGAUGGGGAGAUUCUUUAUUAUCGUUGCCCCGUUAGUGGCUCCUCCCUUAUAUAAACGGGUCAGCCAGGAGGACAGUCGGGAUGGCAAGCGCGUGCAGGUGUACGCAAUUGAAGACAUUCUCUGUUCGGGACAGGCUCGAGAGAUCAGUACUCUUCUUCUUCGAAGGACUGAUGUGCUCACAAAGAUCAGAUAUCUUGUCAGGUUAUGCAACCCACGCUCCACCCCGCUUUGUGAACCUGACUGCGUGAAGCACCUUGAAUCCAUAUGCCAUUUUCUUCGUGGACUCAUAUUGACCUCGUACGACGAUCAUGACUCCGGAGUCGCGGCACUAUGGUUAGGAACAGUCGCCACCUGUUUAAAGCCCGGAGACAUACGUCUGAUGAUUGCUGCUGAAUGGCAAUCUGUUGACCCACUUAUCAAAGACCUCAUUCUACACCCGCAACCCGGAGCCGAACCCCAGGCUGAUUACAGCCUUCCCAUCUAUCUUAUUGCAUACGUGUUCCAGACCAUGAUGUUGGGUGUAGCGCCGGAAUAUGACAAGAGCCCAAACGGCAAGGGCAGUGUCCAGAGGUAUAGUUGUGGUUCGCAGGCUGUCGCGAUUGAGCCUGGAUGUGUGCUCCGUUUCCGAGGGCUCCCUCACACAGUCAAAUUUGACAUAUAUCACAUUCCAAGGCGAGAGGAUUGUGUGCGAUGCCGGUUGCUCUAUCUGCUGCACUUUAUCCUCAACAUCGGUGUCCACGGCCCUCCGAGCGCGGCUGCGAAGGUGCUGAUGGAAGGGAAGUCGUCCUGGCGGCCCUUCUUGGGCUUCCUACACAAGGAAAGCCGACAGUCCUUAGACCCCGUUCAUACGACAAUGGGGGAGACACAUCCACCCAUUCCUCUUAUGGAAGCCAUCAUGCUCAGAAUACUUGAAGGCGACCAACAGGGGAGGGUGUUCCGUCCAUAUAACAUCCGCAAAAACUAUGCGCAUAUGUUUGUUGCGUACCCCGAGUUCGUUGAUAUGUUCAAGGACCUUGUCUUAUGGUCUGGAAGCAUUCACCAUGCACCCAGCGAUUGGGCAUUUUAG
Peniophora sp. CBMAI 1063 is the source of this 2049-nucleotide messenger RNA. Lineage: Eukaryota; Fungi; Basidiomycota; Agaricomycetes; Russulales; Peniophoraceae. The record is from the annotation of a GenBank genome assembly.